ACGCCUGCCAGACCAGACGUUCGUCGAGUCUCCUUCUUUUCUGGUGCGCUCCUUUGGGUGACCGUGUCUUGUUUAGUUUUAGCUGCAGUUGAAUCUUUCUCCAUCUUCCACAAUGAAGAUUUAUAAGGAUAUUUUCACCGGAGACGAGAUGUUCUCCGAUACCUACAAGAUGAAACUGGUGGACGACGUUAUAUAUGAAGUAUAUGGCAAGUUAGUUACCCGUAAGGGUGGCGAUAUCGAAAUUGCUGGUUUUAAUCCAUCCGCGGAGGAGGCUGACGAAGGUACCGACGAAGCGGUAGAGUCUGGCGUGGACGUCGUAUUGAACCAUCGCCUUCAGGAAACGUUUGCCUUCGGAGAUAAGAAAUCUUACACGUUAUACCUCAAAGAUUACAUGAAGAAAUUAGUAGCAAAGCUAGAGGAAACUGCGCCUGAUCAAGUAGAGGUUUUUAAAACUAAUAUGAACAAAGUUAUGAAGGACAUCCUAAGCCGCUUCAAGGAAUUGCAAUUCUUCACCGGUACUUCUAUGGAUAUUGAUGGAAUUGUGGGCCUUAUGGAGUACCGUGAGAUCGACGGCGAAUCUGUGCCUGUACUCAUGUUCUUCAAGCAUGGUCUUGAAGAAGAAAAGUUCUAAGAAUAUCCUUAGAUACUCAAUAAAUUCUGGACAAAUUUUGUAAACAGGAAAUCAAGACUGCAACACAUGCUAGAAAGCUGUGAAAUUUAGUUAAAAAUGAAACAAACAGUUCGACUUCCAAUCUUAAUUUGCAAUGAAAUUAACUUGCAAUAUAUAAAGUAAAAUCUCUGUUUAGUGAUAUUUCUUGAUAAAUUGUACAUACUCUGUAAUAUGAGGGAAAGUGGCAACAGGAAUUCUUCAUAAUCGCGAUGUGUAAGCAAUUAAUUGCGAGAGAUGUAUGUAACAAUGUUUUUGUUUUUGUGUCCAAUUUUGUAUUAGGCAAUACAGUUUUAUUUAUAUAUAUAUAUUAAAAAAAUGGAAGAUGGGGAAAGAACUUGCAGUGAUGGACUUACAUCAGAUAAUUGUAAUGUUUGCAAUUAUGUUAACGUCCGUAUUAACUGUCAGUGAUCGACCAUUUUGCUGAACUAUAUUCGACUUUCAAUGUCCAUCAUAAAUAAAAAAAAUUUUUUUCCAUA
Messenger RNA from Wasmannia auropunctata (little fire ant), 1146 nucleotides. RefSeq names its product translationally-controlled tumor protein homolog (gene Tctp). The transcript has 5 exons. The record is from RefSeq and is a predicted model, not a curated record. Lineage: Eukaryota; Metazoa; Arthropoda; Insecta; Hymenoptera; Formicidae. Gene Ontology annotation, cellular component: cytoplasm. The coding region runs from base 113 to 631 and encodes 172 amino acids. Gene Ontology annotation, molecular function: calcium ion binding.